AUGAUUCGUCGAUCUGCAUUUAUAUGUCUUGUCGUAUGUAGUUAUCUUAGCCAAUAUUCAAUACAGGCAACUGUGUUUUCAUGUGAUAAUACUGCUUCAUGUGGUUGCUCACGAUUCAAUGCAAAUAUUAAUGCAAGAAUUGUUGGAGGUGAAACUGCAGCCAGUCAUAGUUGGGGUUGGGCUGUGUCAUUACGUAUUUCUUUUGCACAUAAUAUAUGUGGCGGAAGUAUUCUCUCUCGCUAUUACGUACUUACAGCAGCACAUUGUGUUGAAAAUAGGGUGCUCACACCUAGUGUGUUAUCAAUCGUCGUAGGUGCAGAUACAUUAAAUAGUACGGAAGGACAAACACUUUCGUUGUCGGAAAUUUUCAUUCAUCCUAAUUACGAUUCAAGAACCAAAAAAAAUGAUAUUGCCAUUCUAUAUCUUAGUAAGCCAAUAGAUUUUAACGAUCUCAAUGUUGCUCAAAUUUGUCUACCAACUGUGCCGGAAUCUGAACAAUUUCGAUAUCCUAUUGUCAACAGACCACUUGUAGCCAUAGGUUGGGGGCGUAAUGCCUCAGGUGGUAGUUUACCUAACAGUCUCAGACAGGUGACAGUUAGAACCAUUGGAAAUAAAGAAAGAACGUGUCAAAGUAUAAUCAACAAUGUUGAAUUUCAAUUUUGUGCUGCAGUAAAUGGUGGAGGGAAAGAUACAUGUCAAGGUGAUUCAGGUGGUCCAUUAAUGUAUUAUUCAGAAAAAGACAAGCUAUGGGUUCUGGCAGGUAUAACUUCGUAUGGUCUUGGAUGUGCAUUAGCUGACUAUGCUGGUGUUUAUACGCGAGUAAGCUUAUAUAUCAAAUGGAUUCGGUCGAUUGUGGGUGAUGAUAGUAUGGUAACUAUCCCACAAAAUAAAGCAAAUAUUGAUAGCAUGUCAAUUCUGAUCAUUUUUAUUCUAAUUUCAUUUCGAAUUAUGAUACGCAUUUAG
This is a messenger RNA of Rotaria sp. Silwood2, 963 nucleotides long. Lineage: Eukaryota; Metazoa; Rotifera; Eurotatoria; Philodinida; Philodinidae. The record is from the annotation of a GenBank genome assembly.